AUGAGUCCAUGUACAAUUUGUACAUGUACAGGAAAUGGAUUUCGUUGUGAAGAUAACCAAUGUGAAAUUACUGCAGAAAACAAUGUUACUAUUACCACUACAUCACCAUUAACAUCUACUUCAACUGUAACUGCCACAUCUACAACAAUAUUAGCUCGUGUACCUGUCGAUGGUGAUGAAUCUACAUGUCAUCGAACAACAAAUGGUGGACGAGAUGAUUCUUAUCUUGAUUGCAGUGAAAUAUUUAUAGCUGGUAAGAAAACAACCGGUAUCUAUGAAAUAUGGCCACGUACCUCCAGUCGACCAUUCAAAGUUUUAUGCGAUAUGGACACAGAUGGCGGUGGUUGGACAGUAUUUCAAAAACGUGGUGAUUACAUUCCACAAACAAAUUUUUUUACAACAUGGGCAUCAUAUAAACGUGGUUUCGGUGAUUUACAACGUGAUUUUUGGUUGGGAAAUGAAAAGAUUUAUUAUUUAUCAAAUCAAGAUGAAUAUCGUUUAAGAAUUGAUUUAGAAGAUUUUCAAGAUCAAAAACGUUUUGUUGAAUAUGAAUGGUUUUUCAUUACAGGUGAAAGUAUGAAAUAUACUUUGAAUUUGGGACGAUUUAUACACACAAGUAGUGCUGGUGAUAGUCUAUCUUAUAAUCGUGGCAUGAGAUUUACAACAAAAGAUCAAGAUAAUGAUGCAUCAACAUCGCAAUGUGCAGAAAAUUAUAAGAGUGGUUGGUGGUAUGCUGGAUGUACACUGACUAAUCUCAAUGGACUCUAUUUAAGAGGUAAUGAUUCAACAGCCACAGGUAUAUUUUGGAAUAAUUGGUUAGGUGCCAAAUAUUCAUUGAAAGUAUCAGAAAUGAAAAUAAGACCAAUAAGUUUUAAUUCAGAAAUGUUGUCCUAUUAA
Messenger RNA from Didymodactylos carnosus, 897 nucleotides. Lineage: Eukaryota; Metazoa; Rotifera; Eurotatoria; Philodinida; Philodinidae. The record is from the annotation of a GenBank genome assembly.